Molecule: messenger RNA, 2422 nt
Organism: Bactrocera oleae (olive fruit fly)
Lineage: Eukaryota; Metazoa; Arthropoda; Insecta; Diptera; Tephritidae
Source: RefSeq, a predicted model, not a curated record
UUUCUUUUUUUUAUAAAAAACAAUAACAAAAAUAUCACACUGCGGUUCAGUUCAUACAGUUCAUAUCACUCGAUUGUACGGUGCGCGCUGGCUGUCGAGGUGGUGUGUGAAAAAUGCCGAUGACACACAUAGUGGACUAAGUACACUGUCGGCGCCCUGCAGGGCAGCAGCGUAGAGAACACCGCCGUCAACAAUAGCAACAGCUACAGCAAUAAUAACAACAACAACAUUGUGUAAGUGUGUUUAUCAGCAUUUAAUAAAAACGGUGCGACUUUAGACUCCACUACAAGAAACUUCUGUUGGGUUCUCUAAUACACUCACAUUUAUUAUGUUAGUGGUGAUGUCAAAUAGACUUGUCAAUUGACCGUCAUUAUGAUUGUUAAAAAGAGAAGACUACGACUUAUAAUGCUUACAAUUCCCACAACAGUCGGCUCUAUGUUACUGGAAUUGAACCCGGAAUUUAUCCGACGAAGUGCUGCUAUUUCGAGGAUUUAACCCAGUUUGGAUCGUUGCACUCUUAAGAAAGAGAGCGAGCACGAAAACCGCAAGGGGACACAUAUGUAUGCGCACACACAUAUACAUACAUAUAUAUGUACAUACAAGGCAACACUUAUCUACAACAAGCAACGGGGAUUUUUUAAGUCAUGGCCAAUGCACUUCUAAAAAAGAAUCAAUGUGAAAUUCAAAUCUACUUGCAUUUCUUCAGUAUUUGCUUUGCACUUUCUGCUUAAUUUAAUAGGUGGGAGCGAAGAAAUGAAAAUAAAUCAGAACACAUUUUUCGUUUCAGAUAACAGCUUACGUUGGCAAAAACAUACAUAUACUAUACAUAUGUAUGUACAUACAGCAUUACGCCCGUGUCUAAUUACAUAAGCACUUAAAAAUAACAAAAGCAGAUAAAUACUGGAAGUAUAUAUGUAUAAUAACGCCACCUAAAUGAGCAGAAAGUCUAAAGUAACUUACGAUUAUAAAUGAAAUAUCUAUCUUAAAAUUUAGAAAAAAUAAUAAUUGUAAUAUAAAAAGGAACAAAUUAAAUUAAAAAUUAUAUUUUAAUAUGGAUUUUGCCGUUUAUCAACCAUGUUAAUAAUUUUCUAUGUAAGCUGUACAGAAAAUUUGCAAAAUUUGCGGAUUUUCCCUUUUUAAAGCAUAUGCUACAUAUUUUUGUGAGGUAUGUACGCACAAAACUACCGUAAUUUCAAUAUGUGAAGGUCUUUAAACAGCACAAAUAAUACAAAAGAGUUAUGUAUCAGUUCUCAACACCCCUACUAUUUACUUAAGGUUACCCUUUCAUAAUACGCAGAAUUAAGCAAUUUAAGAGCUUUAUUUAAAAUUGCUUUACCUGGAUUUAUGUAGUCCUUUUAUUUCUUCUGCCCAUGUCUUCAUUUGGAUAUAUAAAUAGAUCCAAAACUUAAAAAAUUAUCCAUUCCUGUGGAAACUGUCCUACAGAACCGAACUUCCGCAAAUAAAAUACUAUUAGUUCCAAAGAUUUGUUAAAAUGGGCUCUUGGCUUAACUUCGCAUUUAAACCAAUCGUAAUCGAUAUGUCACAAUGUAAGUAUAAUAUAUAUCGAGGAUCGGUGACAAAAGAAUGCUUUGCAGGCGUUAUAGGGGAUAAUAUUUCAAAACACCCUACUCCUGGUAACAGCUUAAAUAACAGUCAAGCUGACAGAAAUCAAAAUUUUGGCAACCCAAUACCAUUGUCGCCGCAUUCUGUGGAAGAAUGCAAAUCUGAAAAUAUCUCAGAUGAGGAUAAAGCAUCCGAUGACAACGUCAAUCUUACAAAUUCACCGACUUUUAAUAAAUGGGAACUCAUGCUAGACCAAGAUAAAACCUCUGACAACUAUGCUGAUCUUACACCACCUCCAUCGAAAGUUGACAAAUGGGAACGCAUGUUGGAUCAGGGUCUGUUAGCUCUCAAACUGAGUAUCGAAAGGGAUCCUGACCUAACACCUCCGCCAGACGCAUGCAUCGAAAACUGGGAUGGAUAUGCUUCGGACCAAAAACAAAUUUAAGAAAAAAUGCUAAAAUGUGGAAAAUUUUUUUGAUAAUCAUGAUUAACGGACAAAAAUUAAAAACACUAUUUAUUGAAAACACGUUUGUAUUUAUUUAUUUAGUUUUUUUUUGUUGUAUAUGAUUUAAAUUUUCAACUUAGUUUCAUUUAGAUAUCCAAUAUUUUAGUGCAUAUUGUCAAGUUAAAGCGAUGCCGUUAUAUAAAUAAAAGCGAGGUUUUGAUUCUGUGAUUACCUCUCACGUUAGUGUUACUAUUUACAAUAUAUUAAACUCUCUCUACCCUUGCCAAAGAAGUAGAUUGAAAAAAUAACGUUAUAAAAGAAGUAGUUGUAAGUUCUUCCUAUUAUGCUAAGAGUAUAUCUCCGAGUUUCGCCUGAUUACUCUGAUUUAUUCUGAGAGUAAAAAAAGAGAAUGGA